AUAAACCUAUAACGAUCGAAAUGAAUCAUCUACGUGUUCUUUUAUGGAUCUGUCAAAAGUCUCAACUCGUUUGUCCGAAUGCUCUUGAAUUUUUACACGAGUUAUUGAACCAAAACAAUUCAGGAAUGGUUGUAACAUUGAAAGAUGUUUCCUUUAACGCAGCAGGUAGAAAUGAAAUGGUAACGAUCCUAGAUAUUUAUGAGAUGCUUCAUGUUAUUCAUUCAAAGAGUACUACAGCGGAAAGAGAGAUUGUUUAUCAAUGUCUAGUUGACGUUCUCCAAUUUUGCCACGUCAAAAUAGAGACCCUGAUGUAUUAUCUAUGUACAGCAAUUAGUAAUUACGACCUCGUCAUUGGAAUAGCAAAAUCUCGAUCUUUAUCUUCACAUUUUCUUCAAUUCGUCACCACUUGGCUUCGAUUUCGAAAGAUAUAUGGCGACGACGAAGUACCGGCUAACUCAAGAUCCUUGUUUAAAUCACCAUUUGAUGAAACUAUGGAACAAUUAUCAGAAUAUGUGAAUUUUCUUCAAUCGAAAGACGAAGACGAAGCGUCCUCGAAAUUGUAUCAUGCGUUAUCCUUCUUCAAAAAUUACAAGAUUUCGUCAACUCGUAUCAUUGGAUGCGAGGAAGGUGAGGAUUUUCAAUAUUUUUUUUUUGUUUUCUUUUAAUAUGCUGUGCAAUAUUCUAUUGGUA
Polistes canadensis is the source of this 690-nucleotide messenger RNA. RefSeq lists its product as uncharacterized. The transcript has 3 exons. NCBI's taxonomy places the organism in Eukaryota, Metazoa, Arthropoda, Insecta, Hymenoptera, Vespidae. Bases 21 to 665 code for a protein of 214 amino acids. The record is from RefSeq and is a predicted model, not a curated record.